Messenger RNA from Stylophora pistillata, 1051 nucleotides. Its product is annotated as large ribosomal subunit protein uL2m. Gene Ontology annotation, biological process: mitochondrial translation. Gene Ontology annotation, cellular component: mitochondrial large ribosomal subunit; ribosome. The record is from RefSeq and is a predicted model, not a curated record. NCBI's taxonomy places the organism in Eukaryota, Metazoa, Cnidaria, Anthozoa, Scleractinia, Pocilloporidae. Gene Ontology annotation, molecular function: structural constituent of ribosome; transferase activity; RNA binding.
CGUGUCAAGUAAGGUAGAAAGGAACUCCGCCAUCUUGAGAGUCGAGGAUGCUGUUGUGAGACUUGUGAUUCCCCAGUCUCCGAUUGCCAGUUUUGUUCUCGUAUCAUGGCAUGGAAUGAGCUUCUAACAGUUGCAAAACUGAGUAAAUCAGUCUUUCGCCAUACCAUAGCGAACUCAAAGCACAGUGUUUUACCUUUCUCGAGUUUGCUUUUUCGAGCCUUCUCAACAAGCAUGGUAGCUGAAGGAAAGACACAGUAUUAUUUCAUCAGGCUACCACGAAGUAUGCCAAACAUUCCUGUACCAGCUUAUCUCAAGGAUGGAACCGUAAAACGUAACCACAAGAAGUCAGGAAGAGAUCCUGAAACUGGGCAUAUUUCUAUUCGGCAUAAGGGAGGAGGGCAUCCACAGACAUUCCGUAUUGUGGACUUUGUCAGAGCUCCUGUGUCACAAGAAAAUGAAGAACCUAAGCCAAUUCGAGACAAAGUCCUCCAUAUAGGCUAUGAUCCUUGCCGCUCUGGUCGAAUUGCACUGGUGGCAGGAGAUGGUAGCACUAAAAUGAAAAUCAUCUCUGCACCUCAUGAGAUGAAAGUCGGAGAUGUUGUUACAGCCUCCCGAGGGAAGCCCCAGUCUAUCGCAAGACUAAAACCUGGGGAUGCCUACCCACUUGCUCAUCUUCCAAUUGGUACAUUAGUGUACAAUGUUGAGCUUCAGCCAGGAAAUGGUGCCCAGCUUGUGCGUGCUGCUGGUACAUGCGCACAGAUUCUCAAUAAGACUGAGACUACAGCUAGGUUGCGACUUCCUUCAAAACAAGAGAAGGACAUUCCACUUGAUUGCCUGGCUACUCUAGGGAGAGUUUCUAAUAUCGAUCAUAAAAAUCGAGUCAUUGGUAAAGCAGGGAGAAAUCGAUGGCUCAAUAGGAAACCAAAAGGCCAGACUGGUAUAAAUCGUACUCUUUGGAAGAAGAAAAGGGUAUAACAGCUUAGAGUUACGUUAAAGUUGUAUCUUUUCUACCAAAGACAAUCAAAAAUAAAGAAGAACAAUGGAAAUACUA